Messenger RNA from Somion occarium, 3010 nucleotides. Lineage: Eukaryota; Fungi; Basidiomycota; Agaricomycetes; Polyporales; Cerrenaceae. The record is from the annotation of a GenBank genome assembly.
UACUUCUAUGAUAAUGUACUCUACGAUGGCGACCUUGCCUGUUGUAUCUUGAAAGACCUGCUUGUAAUGAUUAUGACUUCACGCUGCGCAAUGACAAGAACUAUAGAGUCGAAGUAGCGCCAUUAGUUACUACUUCCAGCUGCGAUCAUCUCAUUUCUCUUCCACGACACAUGAGGUAAUUCAGUUCAAUAUCUAAUUCAAUCGUAAAACCAGUUCACCAGCAAAGUUUUGUAUUCACAGGAUACUGUAACAAGUGAGACCAUCAUGCAUCAGUUGGACGAGUCUCAGUUUGACUCGAGAAGGCAGUGAAUUCAGAUAUCGGGGUUGACUCUGAUCACCGUACUAAAUCAACCUAUGACUCUGUGAGACUCAGUUCUGGAGGACAUUGACACUGGCCAACAAAUUCUAGUCAUUGUUGACACGGUGCCGGUAGCGGGCUGUAGCCACUCCAAUGGCCGGGAGGGUAUAUAUUCGAGAGAUAGCCCGUAAAGUUACUGCAAGUCCUCGCCUCCGUGGAAGGAAGACUUAUAUCCCACCUCAUACAGGUUCUCAUCUCCAAUUCAGACUCAUGUCGACUCCUGCUACUUUUGCUACCUCUCAAAACGUCGUGUUCCCCGCCAUCCCUGAGCUCUAUGAUAGCAACUUCCUUGAUCUUCUCGUUCCUCGGCGCGAGGCGGAAGUAAAGGAGGCUGGUCCUGCUGCUCAACCCUCGAACCCAAUGAUGGAAGCUCUAAAAUCUACUACUCAUCGCGUUCGGACCACCAACAAUGCUCCCACCUUCGACUCUACACUUUCAGCCACUCUUGAUGCUUUCAAUAUGCUCAGGCCCCAGUCCCUCGGCUCUCACAUCUAUCGUUACUUGGGGAAAGCAUGGGAGGAGGACCCUGAGUUAACCUUGCGUAUCAUCUGGAACUCGAGGAGUAUCCAUGAUGGAAAAGGCGAGAAGGAAAUUUUUUAUCAGGCGUGGGGUUGGCUCUACAAAAAUCAUCCUCGCACAGCGCUGGAAAACUUGCCACAGCUUGUGAAACCUCUGUGUUCCCUUCACAAGGGCAAGGAUGCAGCUCCUCAUGGUUAUUGGAAGGACUUACUUAACCUUCUCUGUCUUGCCGCGCUGGACCAACUUGGCCCUCUUAACAAGCCCUCAACGUACCUCCACAAUUACAUGCCGGCGACGAGCAGACGUCGGUGGGACAACUAUUCUCGAAAGUCUAAACCCAAGAAGGCGGUGACGGAUCUCCUGGGGAAUAAGGUUGAGAAGGCGAGAGAGGCGACUAAUGAGGCGAAAAAAGCUGAAGCUAGACGAAAGAGGGAGAACGUGAAUUUACGUCUUCACCAGAAUCUCCUGCGUAAACUCUCCGAACCUCGUUUCCGGGCCCUCUACAUCUUGGUAGCUCGUCUCUUUGCUGCGCAGUUGGCUGAAGAUGUGAAACUACUGGAUCGUAUCGAGUCGUUAUCUGCCGGCGAGGAGCGUAACGAACUUAUACGACAGAUCACUCUCGUCAGCAAAUGGGCACCCACUCCAGGUCGUUCACAUGAUCGCCAUACCAACAUCGCCUCCGCUAUAUCUCAGCUUCUCCAACACUCGUAUUCUAUUGGUCCUUCCAGAAUCUCUGUCGUUCCCGGUCAAGAGGUUCCCUCAAUGGAGACGCAUGUCCUGCGUUCGUAUUACCAACGCUGGGUUCUCACCGCUCUUCGCAAAGUCAUCGCCGUUCCGGAACCCCUCAUGUCUGCAAAUCGUUGGAAAGAGAUCAUCUACAGCCGUGUCUCUUCUCAGUGCAUGAAGAACAACAUGACUCGGUUCUAUGAACACGAUCCGGAGGGGUUCGAGAAGUACAUGAUGCGCGUGGAGUCUGGUUCGAGGAAGAUCAGCGGUGCGACCCUUAUGCCUCAUGAGCUCCUAAUAGAUGCGGUUGCCUGUGCCUCAGAUUCGCAGCACGUUCCCAAUCCUGCGCGUCCUACUCUCCGGGAUAUCAAAAAGAAGCAAGCGGAUAUGCAACUCAGAGUCAUUGAAGCACAAUGGAGGACUAUGCUCGAUCGAGUACGGGAGGCCAGGAAGAUGGAGAAUGCCCUAGCGGUUUGCGAUGUUUCGGGUUCUAUGGGACAAAUCUGGCCAGAAUAUAGCUGGAGUGGGAAGUCGGUUUUACCGAUUUACCCCGCUAUUGCGUUGUCGUUGGUUCUCGCUCAGAUUGCCAAACCACCUUUCUCGAAUGCGUUCAUCACCUUCUCCGCCCAUCCUGAGUUCGUUGAGCUCGAUCCGUCCGCGGGACUUGUGGAUGCCUUUAGUAGAAUUCAAAGGGCGGAUUGCGGUAUGAAUACCAACUAUGAGGCUGUCUUCCUAAAGCUUCUGCUUCCCUUGGCGAUCAAGCACAACGUCAAGCAGGAAGAUAUGAUCAAACGUCUCUUCGUCUUUUCCGACAUGCAAUUCGACGAGUCUCAGAAGUCGGACUACUCUAGCUCUAAUCCGGUCGAUUACGCUGAGGGAUGGGACACAAACCACGAUGUGAUCGAGAGAGCUUACAGAGAUGCCGGAUACGAGGUUCCGGAGAUUGUCUAUUGGAACCUUGGAUUCGGAUCGGAGACGAUCCCUGUCCAGCAUGACCGGAAGGGCGUCGCGAUCAUGAACGGGUUUUCCCCUGCGAUGAUGAAGGUCUUCAUGGGUGAGGAAGAGGAAGCAGAGGACGUCGUCAUGGAAGACGAGCAGUGGGAGAAUAUUGGUGCAGAUGGUGAGCCGGAGAUUAAGGAGAAGGAAAAGGAAGAGUUCAAUCCGUUGAACGUGAUGAAAAAGGCUCUUUCAAAGGCUAGCUAUGACGGUUUGGUCGUUGUUGACUAAGUUAUUAUUUUGGACGGACUUGGAUAUGAUACUCACGACUCAUUGUACUUUAGCAUACUCUCUACUCAUGUUGCAUCAUCUUAUACCUCCACUCGCGUACUUUUUGUAUUAACAGUGUAAUGAUACCCUAUUUCUAUGUGUCGUUCCUAGAAUCGAGAUGCGGUCUUCAACAUGACGUAU